Molecule: messenger RNA, 4773 nt
Organism: Bursaphelenchus xylophilus (pine wood nematode)
Lineage: Eukaryota; Metazoa; Nematoda; Chromadorea; Rhabditida; Aphelenchoididae
Source: the annotation of a GenBank genome assembly
AUGGCAGCGGCGCCCGAGAGGUCCAUGUUGAAUAAUCCAAUGACCAGAGGGCAUGCCAGCGAUGAGCAAUUAAUGUUGUUGCGGUUUUUGAUCAAACAUAGAAAAGUUUGUAAGUUUCAUUACUAGUUUUAUGUACUUUAGGCGGGCGUUUGUUUGCAAAUGCGGUUUGGAGUCCGGUGAUUUAUAAGUGUGAUGUCACUUGCAAGGAGAAUGAGGUUUGCAUGGAGAAUGAUGACUUACAACAAAAAUGCUCCAAGUGUAAGUAUUAAUGACUUGUGGAAGCUUUAUACGUAUUUUACCAAAACUGUGAAUUCAUUCGAAGCUUUCAAACUUGACUUUACGCAUCUUGUUUUCCUUUACGGAUGGCUCAGUAAAAUUCGCGACGAUUAUGGCUAUGAUAGUGAUGACAGUAUUGUCUUGCAUUCGGAGAGGUUUAUGAGUUCAUCAUUUAAUAGUAUUACAGUGGCGGACCUGAUCCACUGGCAAAAAACCUACAAUUUUGCAUCCGGGAAGCAUCAAAAAUAUGGCAAAAUGCUUCCCUCUCCAAGUGAAAAAACUUCGUUUUGAAGGGCCCCUCACAAAAAGAGCGGGCACGCCUUUGAAAUCGGAGUUUUCUCACUUGGAGAGGGAAUCAUUUUGCCACAUUUUUGAUGCUUCCCGGAUGCAAAAUGGUAUGUUUUUUGCCACUGGGUCAGGUCCCCUACUGUAAUACUAUUAAAUGAUGAAAAUAUAGACCUAUCCGACUGAAACACAAUCCUAUCAUCACUAUCAUAGGCAUAAUCGUCGCGAAUUUUACUGAGCCAUCCGUAAAGCAGCAUAACUUUGCAUUCCAUUUUUUUCUAUCUUAUUGGAAUAUCUAUGAGCCUCGAAAAUUCCACUUACUACCAUUUUUUAGCCAAAAAAUACCUUCACGAAGGUCAAAAAUGAGCUUUAUUAUUUAUACCUCUACUAUAAUAUCAAAAAUUAGCAAAAUCUUUUAUUUCUACCCUCUCAAAAAAAUAGAAUAAUCCUCAUACCGUCUAAACUUCGUUUUCAGUACCUCCCGCCUGCAUUUCCGCCUGGAUGAAGCGCCGUGGACGUCGUCCGCGAAGCGCAAUGAGAAGUGAUUGGGUCCGAGUUCGCUCCCAAAUGGGCCCUCGCCAACGCAUGAUGCUCAUUCGAAACUAGUGAAAUACGAAGUUUUAGGCGGCAACCACCUAUUUGUACAAAAUUGUUGUCAUUUGUUUGUAGAGAAUACCUGAAUAAAAAAACUAUUUGACUUUUCAACCCUUAAGAAGGGGGGUUUUUCUCUUUCUCUUUUUUCAUUAUCAACGUUUGAUCUGUGAGCAAACACACACGAAAAAUCGGUGGGUGGAAAGGCAGAGAAGAUCUGAUUCCAUCGUCCGUUCCAGCAACUUUCCGCUCCGGGCUUCUGGAAAAGCCCUUUCAAACCAGACUCCAAACCCUUUUUUAUCUGUUAUCAACCCUAUCUCCGACUUUUGUCAAGGUAAUUUCCAAACUAUUUGGUCGAUUUUAGGACUACAGUGACAUUCAAGAGGUCUUGAGGGAGUCGUAAAACUUUUAGAGCAAAUAAAAAACAAAAAUUUAUAUUACUAUUGACCUAGCAAACUAUCUUAUCAAAUGGGUAUUUUUGGUGUCAGCUGUGAUAAAAAGAGCCCCUCCUUAAUAUGAAUCACUUUGUAGAAAUUUAUGUUUCUUGUGGGAAAUAGCCCGCAUCAUGUGAAUUUAGCUUCAAAUCUUGGGGAUUGGAGAGGAUUAAACGGCUUAAAACUGGGUUAACGAGCCGUUUAAGGUCAUCUGGAUGUGGUUUUAGGCGAGACAAAGGCCCAUCUAGGACAGUUUUUGGGUUAAGGUAGUCGGAUUUACAGAAAUCUGACGAAAUUUUAUAUUAUACUUGCUAGCGAGAUUGGAAAAUCGUCUAAAAUAAGGCAAUUUUUGUAAAUUUAGGCCAAAAUUGGCUGUCCAAAGAAGAAUCAGAGCUGUUUCUGGAACUUACUAACUAUUACUAAAAAAAAAUCCGCAAAAUUUAUCGGAUAUUACACUAAGAUCUGACCAAAUCCCGACCAGAUCUGACCUCAUGACCCGUCACUGUAGCCCUGAUCUCCCGACCACCGAACAGUUCGCAAAAACACACGAGACUCGACCUUUUAGAGGAGUGUUUGCUCUCUCCCAUAAACAUGUACCCAUCCGGUUCCAUCCACUCCAACCUCCCCCCACCUCCAGUUUCAGCCAAACCCCGAAACGACGGACCCAAUUCCAGUCUGCCCACCUAUCGCUCCCGGCCAUCGACAAUGUCCACCACGACCAGCGGCUCGAGUAGUAAGUGUUUGCUCUUGUUCGCGCGCGACCGCCGCCAAUUAGCGAGAAUUAGAUUAACUCCUUGUUAUUGUUGUUCUGGCCGCAAUGUUCGACUUCAAAGUCAAAGGUAAAGCCAUAAUAUAUAUAGCUAAUAGAGAAAUCAUGUGUUCGCGAGCCUCUUGAGACCUCAAAGAAACUGUCUUGUUUCAAUUUUCGGCAGGAACAUCAACUUUUCCGUAUAGUUGUCUAGUAGAAUGUUUCACAAGUUUUCUCUAAAAGUCAAAAAGAUCCCAGAUAAUUUUGUACUUACCAAAUCCAAGCACUUGUCUCUUCCUUUCUUCUUGAGGACGCGAACAAAAAAAGUGUUUUCUUUCCCGAAAAAACGUCAGAAUUAGGUCAAGACGACGGAUUUUCUCGAAAUGCCCGAAAAAAUUAUCGGAUUUUUUUCAGUAGCUGUUCUUCCUCUCUUCCAGACAUUUUUCAUUGAACAUUCACGUUUAUAGCGACUUUUCAGUGUUUUCCUCCUUCAACGAGAUUAAUUUACGACAUUCGGAAAUUAUAUUAUCCAUGAGCAAUCGGAUAAUUGUUUAUAGACGCCCUAAAUCUCAGAUUUUAUUUGUUUUCCAAUUCGUACAGCUCAUCCAUCUCAUUUUAGGCUUUGCGGACGCGAAGAACAUGUUCGAAUCGCUGAAUAAGAGCUUCAAUUCGCAGAAUGUUAAAUCCGGGCUGACCAAACUCGCGAAUAAUCCGUUAGCCCAGAAAGCGGCGGUUACCUUGGCCAAAAAUGAUCAAGUUCGUUCUGUGGCCAUCAAUCAAGCUGCCAAGCAGGCCACGGGCAAGAAAGCGGAUCCAUUCGCCGAGAAAAUAGCGCACGGUGCGAUAUUGAACAUGGUGAAUGAGUUCGAAAAUAAACCGAUUAUGGGGAGGCCGGCUGGUAAGAUUUUGAUUUCUUUCUUGUUGAUUUUUAGAGAAGAAGAUGAUAAGGAGUAGAUGAACAACCUUUAAGAAGAUGUAUCAAGCUUUCCAUCGUAUUAUUGUCCGUUUUCAGACAACCCCCAGUUGUCCAAGCCCGCUCCUCCGCCGAAGCCCCAGCCGGCCUACAAAACGCUCACGGCGAUUGACCCUUUUGAGUAUCCGCCCGUAGUGCCUUCUGCUUCGGAUCCACGACCUCCUUCAUACGGCUGGAACACCAAUUCUGACGGUGGGUCUAAGAGUGAGUGUUGUUUUGUGAUUCGUCAUGGUGUAUAUGUUGUUUCUGCAUGUUGCGCUCCGAUUUGAUCUUCUUUUUUUAUUCCCAAUUCAAUAGGUAGUUUUUUAGAGCCCGCGCGACCUCCUCCACCGCGAGCAUCACAGAAUUCGACACCCACGGAAUUUAAUUCGGGCUGGGGAUCAACUAGUGCACCUUCAUUUUCAUCAUCCAACCCGUCCUAUGGAUCUCGAACAACCGAACCUCAUGCCGUGGUCCGAUACCCAUAUAAGGCCGCACAUUCUGACGAACUCUCAUGCGAGCCCAACGAUACGGUCAUACUGAAAAAUGCAGUUGAUGAUCAAUGGGUUCAAGGUCUGAAUACGAGAACGGGAGAAAGUGGAAUUGUCCCGUUGAAUUUCUUGGAUAUCAUGGUGCCGUUGGCUCCGGCUAGUAAUGGGUUCAGUGCGAGCGCAGGUUACGGUAAUUCGAGUUCUGGAUAUGGAGGAUCUUCUACUGCAACAUCACCAUCAGGAGAUAAAGCAGUCGUCCGAGCCCUCUAUGAUUAUCAUUCCGAUGUAGAAGGUGAUCUAAAUGUGAGUUUUCACUUUUGUUUUUGUGUUCUUGACGUUUAGGCAUCAGAAUUGGGUAUUUGUCAUCAAAAGUUGUCAUGGAUAAUGUAAAUUUAUCUUCAAUUUUUAUUUUCUUUUGUCGGAAAUAGUAGAUUUUUACCUAAAUUAGAGCAGAACUUCUAUCCUUGUCAUUUUUAUAUAAAAAUUCAAAAAAUUUUAUUCAACUUUGUCAUGGAUAAUAUAAUUUUAUCUCAAAAUUUUUUAUUUGAAGUGUAAAUCGAUGUAGUUUGAUCUGAAUAGAAGUAGUAAUGUAUUUUCAAUUUUUUUUCUGAGGCUUGGACAACAAAAAUUUACCAUUCUUUAUCAAGAUUUUUUAUGGAUAAUAUAAUUUUUCCCUUUUUUCAGUUCAAUGCUGGAGAUACGAUCGCAGUCCUCGAACAGUGCAACGCUGAAUGGCUUCGGGGACAACUCAAAAACAAAUUUGGAAUUUUUCCAAUCACUUUUGUGGAAUUUUUGACCGGAGGCCCUCAAACAUCAGACUCCUCGUUGUACAAAGUACAGGCAUUAUACGACUAUGUUAGCUCAGUGGCAGAGGAUUUGAAUUUCAAAGCGCAUGACGUCAUCGAUGUGGUUGAAGAGCAAGGCCCCGAAUGGGUAAAGGGCCGUCUAAAUGGCCAAAUCGGCCUGGUUCCCCUCACUUAUGUCCAAAAAAUUUAA